Leptopilina boulardi is the source of this 599-nucleotide messenger RNA. RefSeq lists its product as uncharacterized. Bases 72 to 599 code for a protein of 175 amino acids. The transcript has 6 exons. The record is from RefSeq and is a predicted model, not a curated record. NCBI's taxonomy places the organism in Eukaryota, Metazoa, Arthropoda, Insecta, Hymenoptera, Figitidae.
UAGCCGAGUUGGUCAGUCUUGAUUUAUAUUCCAAGUCAAGUGGACGCGCACGUGUAGUGAUAAACUCAAAAAUGGCAUUUGUUUUUAAUGCAUUUUCAACAAGAAUGUUUUCAAACAAAAACAAGGAAAAUGAUAUUUCAGAAGGAGGAGAAAUAGAAGAUGGAGAAAUCGUAGAAGAAGAUAAGAGUGAUAAAUCGAAGAAGAACUUAGAGAAAUUACAUUCUGAAGCUAAAAAUGAUGUAAAUAAUCAGACUUCUGGGAAACAGGAAUUAAUGCCGACAAACUCACAGCAAUUACAUCGUGAAGGAGAAAUUGAUACAGAUAGUCAUACUUCUGGGGAAAAGGAAUUAAUGCCGAUAACACCAAGGACUCGCUACUCAAGGGGGAGAAGUGGAGGCAUAAAAAAGAAGAAAAGGUAUGACGCAUUUAAGGCUAUUGCUAAGGGAAAACAGGAGGAAAAAAAAACAAAAGGAAAAAGUGAACAAAAACAAAAAAAAGGAAAAAAAUUAGAAGUUAAAAAAGGAAAUGAAAAUAAAAUAAACGAAAACAAAUUUAUAAUUAUCGCGAAGGGGGGGGGUGUAAUUAAUAUUCACAAUUAA